UGUCAGCUCUGCUUUUCAGACAUUCUCAGUUCUACCCACAAUAUUCUCUCUUUCUCUCUCUCCCACUCUCUUCAAUUCAAUCAUGGAGGAAUGAAUUCAUACUGCAUUUUCUCAUCAAUGAUUUGCUUUCAUCUUCUUCUCAUCAACACCACCUAUCUUUGGCUUGUCAGUGGAACUUUUUUGGAAGCAUUGGGGGUGAGAACCACAUAGAGGGAUAGUGUUAUCUCAUCCUACUUCAGCCAUGGUUCUUGGGUUAAGGACAAAACACAAGAAAGGCUCUUCAGUUCAAGUUGGUUACCAAAUUCAUAUCCAAGAAAUUAAACCUUGGCCUCCGUCACAGUCUUUGAAAUCGGUUCGUUCUGUUAUACUUCAAUGGGAAAAUGGUGAUCGGGAUUCGGGUUCAAUUAACCCAGUUGUACCUUCGGUUGGGUCCGGUGUUGGUGAUGGGAAAAUUGAAUUCAAUGAGUCUUUUAGGCUUACUGUAAUGCUAUCUAGAGAUGCAUCGGUUAAAGGUAGAAAUGCUGAGAUUUAUAUGAAGAAUUGCAUAGAGUUUAAUCUAUACGAGCCUAGGAGGGAUAAGACGGUGAAAGGUCAGCUUCUUGGAACAGUCGUGAUAGAUUUGGCGGAGUACGGGCCUAUCAGUGAAACCAUAAUUGUAACUGCUCCAAUGAACUGCAAGAGAAGCUUUAAGAAUACUGUUCAACCUGUUUUGUCUAUUAAGAUUCAGCCGUUUGAGAAGCAUAUUUCCAGCUCUUCUUCAAGGGAGAGCUUGUUUAGAGAAGCGUCCCUGGACACGGAUGCCAAAGGAUCUGUUUCCGCAUUGAUGAACGGAGAGUAUGCAGAAGAAGCUGAGAUUGCUUCAUUUAGUGAUGCUGAUGCUUCAUCACAAUCUUCUAUUACCAACUCCUCAUCAGCUUUUGAAGCUACCGGGAGUUCGUCGCCACAAAAUGAAGAGAAUGCGGUAGAAUCUGUCAAGGAUGCCAAAGGAACAAGUAGCCACAAUCCCAGCUCAUCUCUGGAACAGGUGGCAGUGAAGUCAGGAGACGAACCUGUAAUUGCAGCAGGCAAACAUUUCAAUGGGAGUUCAUCUCCUUCACCAUCAAUAGAGUUAUCUUCUGAAGUAAGGAGUCCAGAUAAUGACCAGGCAUCAAUGUCUAACUUCCACAACAGAAACUCAACAUCAAUCAUAAGAAAAAAUGUUAACCACAGUGAUCAAUCUUCUUCUUCAUCCUUAGCUAAUGUAGGUGUAGAGGAGGAAAAAGAUAACUCUGUACCCAUGAGUCCAGCACCUGAGAUUCGUGACAGGAUUGUCAAUGGCAGAAGCAAUAUCCAAGUAAGAGCCCAACCUAUGGACGAAAAUAACUUCGAAAAUCUUCUACCUGAAGCUGCAGCUCCAGAUACAAAUCACCAGGUUGUUGACUCUCAUCAGGUUAUAAGGAAAAAACGGGAUGAGAAUGAUCAGAGACUAUCAGCUGAUAAUGGACAUAAUACCACACUAAAUGAAAUUUCGAAUGGGUUUUCACCAGAUGCUAUUAGAUCAUCAGGGAUUAGUACGAGUGAUAUACCUCCAUUUAGCAUCAGGAGAGGUCUCAGAGUGGGUUAUACCCCAACUACCACUAGGCUGAGGUAUGCGAAGUCUGUAAGGUCACCGUCAGACUCCCCUAAGAGCAAUGGGUUUGUCGGUGAUAGUCAGUCAACCGGAGAAGUCAAAACACUGGAGAUUCCAGAUAAAGCGCGUGAGGGUACCUUAAGCUUCACAAGGGAUGAAGGAAAAGACACUACUAUCGUGCCAAGAGAAGCAAGAACCAAUUCAUCUGAUAGCAUAAUUCAGCAACUCAAGCACAGAAUAAAGAAGCUCCAGGGGGAGCUGAGAGAAACUGCUGCAAUGGAGCUUUCCCUAUAUUCAGUUGUUGCUGAGCAUGGGAGUUCUGUAAACAAAGUCCACGCUCCUGCUAGGCGCCUAUCUAGGCUCUAUUUACAUGCUUCAAAAAAUCCAUCACAAGUAAGCAGAGCAAGUGUGGCUAAGAGUAUAGUUUCGGGAUUACUUUUGGUCGCAAAAGCUUGUGGGAAUGAUGUCCCAAGGUUAACUUUCUGGUUGUCAAAUUCAGUUGUUUUGAGAGGGAUUAUUAGCUUGACUCUUGAGGAUUCCCAGCUACCAGUUUCUGCAGGACCACAUGUUGAAACCAAUGACGUUGUGAAUGGAAACUCCAAUAGAUCCUCGUUGAAAUGGAAGAAAUCUCCUUCUAUGAAGAAGGAAAAUAAUCUUGGUUCUUCUGAUGACUGGGAGGACUCGUGCACGUUUACAACCGCAUUAGAAAAGAUCGAAACCUGGAUCUUUUCUCGGAUAGUGGAAUCUAUUUGGUGGCAGACCUUGACUCCAUAUAUGCAGCCUGCUCCUGGGAAGUCACGUGAAAGGAGGCAAUCUAGUUUUUCCACGCAAGAGCAGGUAAACUUUUCUUUAGAUCUCUGGAAGAAAGCCUUCAAAGACGCCCGUGAAAGGCUUUGUCCAGUCCGAGCUUCAGGGCAUGAGUGUGGUUGCUUACCUCUGCUGGCUAGAUUGGUAAUGGAGCAAUCUGUUGCCAGAUUAGACGUGGCUAUGUUUAAUGCAAUUCUUCGUGAAUCAGUUGACGAGGUUCCAAUGGAUCCUGUAUCUGACCCAAUAAGUGAUUUAGAUGUACUUCCUAUUCCAGCUGGAAAAUCAAGUUUUGGUGCUGGUGCUCAACUGAAAAAUGCUAUUGGGAACUGGUCCAGAUGGCUUUCUGAUCUAUUUGGGUUAGAUGAUGAUGAUCACCACCAUGAUGACGAUGAAAGUGACUUUGAUAGCAGAGAAGAAUCUGAGAAAUCUUUUCGUCUUCUUAAUGCAUUCAGCAAUCUGAUGAUGCUCCCAAAGGAUAUGCUCAUGGAUAGGGCCAUCAGAAGAGAGGUAUGUUCAACAUUUGAUGCUCCAAUGAUCAGGAGGAUUCUUCAAAACUUUGUUCCCGACGAGUUUUGUCCUGAGCCAGUUCCAAAUGAUGUGUUUGACACACUAAACGCUGAGUGUCAGGAGGUUAUCGAGUCCGAGGAAGAAUUUAUCGAAAACUUCCCCCUUAACGCCACUCCUACAACCUAUCAGCCACCUUCAGCUGAUUCUCUUGUGGAUAUCAUAGGAGAAGUUGGAAAGGGAACCCAACUGAGAAGAAGUGGGUUGUCUGUAGUCCGAAAAGCUUACACAAGCGAUGACGAGCUUGACGAACUUGAUUCGCCUCUAAACUCAAUUAUAUUUGAAAAUUCACAGUCUUCUUCCGCACAAAAGUGGAUGACUACAAGUGAAUAUGGGGUUCAGCAAGUCAGCAGGUACCAACUCCUUCGCGAGGUUUGGAAAGAAGCAGAUUAAGUUGUAGUAUACAAUAUGCAUUAUGUGUAACUAUGUAUUUUCUGUUCAACUAGUAGUAAAUACAAAAAUAAACGUGUAACUCGCACUGUACUUAUUUUUGUGGGUCUUGUAAAUUUUGGUUCCUUUCUUGAGUUGAAACUGACAGCAGUAAUUGCGAUUAGGUUCCU
Papaver somniferum (opium poppy) is the source of this 3540-nucleotide messenger RNA. RefSeq lists its product as uncharacterized. The coding region runs from base 242 to 3373 and encodes 1043 amino acids. Gene Ontology annotation, cellular component: nuclear pore. Lineage: Eukaryota; Viridiplantae; Streptophyta; Magnoliopsida; Ranunculales; Papaveraceae. The record is from RefSeq and is a predicted model, not a curated record. The transcript is spliced from 9 exons.